AAGAAAAUUCUUGAGAUACAUAGAUGUUCCAUACUUUACCACCUUUGUAGACUAAUGUUUCUUUUUUGUGAGAUAGACAUGCCUCAAGAAAUAUCUGCUUCACCUUCUUCAGUAGCAUCAGUGUAUCAGUUAAAGGACUGAGAUGGAGGAACUGUUUCCAGUGGAGCCUAACGUACUGAACCACAUCUCCUCCUGGCUGAUCUGAGCAUGGUGACAUCCUGUCAGCUCUGUUGUUACCUGCAGUGGACCAUGGGGUUCCUCUUCCACACCCACCCCAAUGGUAUCAGAAUGUUUUCCAGACUUCUUACUGAUAAGACAUAUUAGAAAACAAGACUAGUAUCUGUCAGAUGGGGCUCCCUCUCCAUUUCUCUCUACACACCUUUCCUUUGGGGGGAGAAGAAGAGGAGAAUAGCAUGAAAAGUGCAAAAUGUUUCAAAUUCCUGUUCAAAAUCUUGAUAAUAUCAGGAAGGCUCGAAAAAAGGUGAAGGGCAUUCUUGUGGAUCUUGGGCUUGACAGCUGCAGGGAAUUGUUGAAGAAUCUUAAAAGUUUUGACCCAGGUGAAAAACACUUUUGUAACACUUCAUGGAGUGAUGUCUCUCCUUGGGAGUCUGUGGGCAAAAGGAAGAGAUACAGAACAAAGCCGUACUGCUGUAGCUUAUGCAAGUUCUCGUCAAAAUUGCUUACUUCAUUCAAGAAUCACUUGCACCGUUACCAUGAGGAUGAAAUGGACCAAGAGCUGGUGGUUCCUUGCCCAAAAUGUGCAUUUGCUUCUGAUCCCAAAAUAGUGGGAAAACAUAUCCGGAUGUUUCACUCAUCUAAUAAAAGAAUACAGAACUAUACAGUCAGCAUUCUGGAUGGCAUGAAACAAUUUAGGAGUGACAUCAUAAACUUUACAUGUCUAAAAUGUCACUUUACAGACACGUUGUAUUACAAUAUGAAGAAACAUGUGCUGAUGAACCAUUUUCAAAACUUAAUAAGUACAUAUUUUGGCCAGAAACCUGAUGAAAGUAAAGAGAAUUCUGUUGAGCACUACUGUAAAAAAUGUAAUGCUUCUGCAAACAGCCAAGAUUCUUUAAUGUAUCAUGUCUUGACAGCUGAAAUACACCGAGACCUGGAGAACAAACUUCGGUCUGUGAUUUCAGAACAUAUUAAGAAACCAGGACUCGUGAAACAAAUGCAUAUUGCUCCAAAGCCUCCCCAAGGCGUGGCAGUGGCUGCUCCAUCUGCAGGGCCUGCUGCUGCUCCAGCAGGUUCCGUCACAGCUCCGGCUUGCAUCCAGCUUGCAUUUCCACAGAACAAUCAAAACCAGAGUGUGGUGCAGCCAAAAGCCGUUCAAAACACAGUCAGAUCACUGACUGUUCCAAGUGCCUCUGGUAGCCUUCCGCAUACAACUUCUGCUCCGGUUGUUACGCCGUCACACGUUACUCUUGUAUCUAGUAAUCUUCCUGUAGGUCAGAAUAAUGUUAAUAUUCAGCCAUCGCCUUCCCAGCCUAUCAUUGUUUCCCAUAGGCUCCCCCUUAACCAGCCUGUGAGGGCUGGAGCUAUUCCUCUUAAUCAUUCUGUUGGGACCGUAAAUAGAACUGUGGCCCCCGCAGUUCUUCCUCUUAGUCAACCUGUCAGGCCUGGGCUCUUUCCUAUUAAUCAGCCCAUUGGUACUAUAAAUGGUCCGGUUGCAGCUGGAACACUACCUGUUACUCAGCCUGUCAGCCCUGUGAAUCGACCAGUUGCACCAGUCCUCCCUGUGAAUCAACCGGUUGCACCAGCAGUUCUCUCUGUCAACCAGUCGCUUGGGAAUGUGAAUAGACCCAUUGGUCCCAGGGUCCUUCCUGUGGCGCAGACGGUUGCAUCAGCGGUUCUCCAGCUUAACCAGCCUGUUGCCUCUGGGGUUGUUCCUGUCAGGCAGCCUGUCAGACCGGGGUUUCUUCAGCUUAAUCAACCUGUUACCCCAGCAGUUAUCCCAGUGAAUCAGCCAGUUCAGCCUGCAGUUUCUCAAAACACAACUUUUUUGACCGCGGGUUCUAUACUCAGGCAGUUGAUUCCAACUGGUAAGCAGGUUAAUGGGAUACCUACGUACACGCUUGCCCCGGUUUCGGUGACUUUGCCUGUACCUCCUGGUGGAGUAGCAACUGUUACGCCACCACAAGUGCCCAUCCAGCUAAUGCAGUCUGGGACAGUAACUCAGUUGUCGCAGUCACCAGCUAGUGCACCUUCUCCUCCCGUGCUUUUAACGUCUCAGAAUAUAUCGUUACAAGCCUCCCCACCUGGUCCUGAAACAAGUCAGGCUGUCAGACAGGCUAAGCAGUGGAAGACUUGCCCUGUUUGCAAUGAGCUUUUCCCAUCAAACGUCUACCAGGUGCACAUGGAGGUGGCCCACAAACAUGGUGACGUAAAAAUGGAGGAAAGCCCAGAACCUGACAAACUUGCAGCUUGCGCACCCUUUCUAAGGUGGAUGACAGAAAAGACGGUCCGGUGUUUCUCUUGUAAAUGUUUUCUUUGCGAGGAAGAGCUCAUGAAACAUCUCUUGAUGCAUGGCUUAGCUUGCUUGUUUUGCACAGUUACUUUCCAUGACUUAAAAAGCCUCGUGGAGCACAAUAAAACUACACACAAUGGGAAAAAGCAGUUACAUGCAGAUUAUAGCAACAGAGGAUUUCAACUAGGUAACGAUGCUCAGGGUGACCUUGUAUUUCCACACUUUGAUUUCAGUACGGUGUUGCCAAAAGAAGACAUUGGGGAAAGAGAAGUGCAUUUGGCAGUGCUUGCUGGCCUAAAUUCAAGGACGCUUGUCCCUGUUUACAUCAAAGUGAAACCUCAGACAGCAGAAGUGAACAAUAGAUGCAACAAAAAAGUGUUAACCUGUCCAUUUUGUUUUGGUACGUUUGUUAGUAAAGAAACCUAUGAAACACAUUUGAAAGAGCGGCAUCAUAUAAUGCCGACUGUACAUACAAUUUUAAAGUCUCCUGCUUUCAAGUGCAUCCACUGUUGUGGUGUGUACACUGGAAAUAUGACUCUAACAGCUAUCGCUGUGCAUUUGCUCCGUUGUAGAAGUGCUCCCAAAGACAGCAACUCGAGCAUGAAGAUGCAGCUUGAGCGUAAUGAGAAGAAAGAGCUGCUGUUUGUGAAUGGUGAAAAGCAUGAUUCCGUGAUACUGAAAAGAAAGCAAUCGGAUUCCUGCUUUGUUGCAGAAGACCAAAGGAAUAAGGAACAGCAGCCUCUGAGCUUAAGUACUGGCAUAGCUCUGUCUCCAGAAAAAGAAAUGAAUUCAGGGGUAGUGCCUUUCAAACGACAAAAGAUUAAUACUAGGACUGAGAUGAAGAAGCUUCCUUCUAGUGAGGAUCUUCGCAUUCUAGCAGUAGAUCCUAAACAGUAUGAUCACAAUUCGUAUGAGGCUCAAAAACAGUUCUUAACAGACUACUUUCACGAGAGGCCAUAUCCUUCUAAAAAAGAGAUGGAAUUACUUUCUACGCUGCUGUACGCGUGGAAAAUUGAUGUUGUAUCAUUCUUUGGAAAAAGUAGAAAUACAUGCUUAAAGGCGAUAAAUAAUCACAAACCAUCUGUGCUGCUGGGUUUCAGUAUGUCUGAACUAAAAAAUAUUAAGCACAGUUUGAAUAUAAAAGAUGAACCAUUAGAUAUGUAAGCAAGCUUUUUAUAACAGCUAAAAGCAAUCCAUAAUUGCAUACUUACUGAUUUAGCAGUUUAUUGUAUUAUUUGUUUUAACUCGCAGACUGGCCUGUUGAAGGGUGCAGUAGUACAAAAAGUCUCGUUCACUUGUGACUGUUAUUGUGAAAGGCACACGUAGUUGUGUAUUUGAAAAAGCUAAAACCUUCAGACUUACACAUCUGGAAUUUGUUUUAGCUUUUUACUGUUUCUGAAGUUGUGGGGUUUUUGGGUUUUUGUUUGUUCAGUUCUCCGGGCUCCCCUUACACGUUUUAUACCACCAUGUAAAACAUUUGUCCUGUUAAAAACAAAUUUUAUUUUAUUUUUCUGCAAUGUCGUCAUCUUUUCUAAACAAUAAAAUGUAUAAUGUUGGU
This is a messenger RNA of Gavia stellata (red-throated loon), 4028 nucleotides long. RefSeq names its product ADNP homeobox 2 (gene ADNP2). Gene Ontology annotation, cellular component: nucleus. Gene Ontology annotation, molecular function: DNA binding. Lineage: Eukaryota; Metazoa; Chordata; Aves; Gaviiformes; Gaviidae. The record is from RefSeq and is a predicted model, not a curated record. The coding region runs from base 428 to 3634 and encodes 1068 amino acids. The transcript is spliced from 5 exons. Gene Ontology annotation, biological process: regulation of gene expression.